UUUCAAAUCGCGCGCGAAUAUCAAACGUAAAUAAACCGCGAUCGCAAAUCCGGAAUGACUUCGCAGGAAUCUUCCUCCGCCGCAAUGGACAGCUCGGGCCUGGACAGCAGCAAACUGGCCUCCACCAUCAACCACCUGUUCGAGUGUUGCAUCUGCCAGCAGAACCUCCAGGACGCGCACAUCUGUCCCCGGUGCUCGCAACCGUUUUGCCGGAAGUGCAUCGCCGGUUGGCUCGGCAACCAACCGACGUGUCCCCAGUGCCGGGAGCUGCUCACGGUGGAAUCGCUCGUUAAGGCACGCACCUUCGACCAGGUGCAGGAGGUGGUGAGCGAUUUCGUGGCGAGUGAGAAACGGAAUCGGUGUCUGGGUCACGGCAAGGACUUGUCGCUGUUUUGUCUGGUUUGCGAGAAGUGCCUCUGUCCGGGAUGUAUGUUUGCCGAGGAGCAUGUGGCCCACAAGGACCAGGUGCUGCUGUUGGAAGGUGCUUUUGAGGAAUUCCGAUGCCGAUUCCGGGAGUACCUCGAGUUGCUUCAGCAGCGAGAGGAGACCCUGGAAAUGUCACUGGUCACCGUCAAAAGGAACGAGCGUUCGCUCGAAGAGGCACAGGACCGAAUGAGUUCGAUUGCACGCAAGAUGAUCGAUUCCAUCACCGGUCAUUACAACGAGGAGAUUGCACGUCAAGCGCGAAAUAAAGAACAACUGCAAUUUCAAGAGGGGAAAGUAGCCGUAUUGAGAAGUUUGGCCAACAGCCUAAACACAAAUGUAACAAGUGUCGCCGCCAUGAACGAAGUGACCGAGUUCCAGAAGUUGGCCGGGGAGCUGCUCAAAGAGAAACCUCCAGCGGUUAGAGUGGUUGAUGUUCACUUCAAGAACCCCCUAAUUCCCUCUCCCAUCGGCCUCGAGCUGUACCUGAAAAACGCCCGGCGCCACCAUCAAUUCUACGAGUCGUCCCAGCAAACGGAGAGUGGCUUCCGGUGGAAGGUCAAAGUGUCCGCCCAUCAGGAGACCACGGCGUGGAGUUGCAGCCUGCUGUUGGAAAAGGGUCGUCCGGACACGUUUUGGGUUGCACUCGGAGGUUCACCUGCGAAUCCGUACCGCUUCGAGCUGGGCCAGUGGGUGGACUUUGGCGACGACAUUCCGUGUGUAUACGACGCGGAAGCGGACACGCUCGAGGUUCAGCUGGAGAUUCAACAGGCGAGGACGUACGCCGCCCAGUGCAGCCAGCAGCAGGACUACAUCGCGGAACUGGAAGCGAGGAUUGGACGGUACGAGGCGGUCAUCGGCGAUAUUCAGCGGAAGGCGGCCUGCUCGCUGGACGGAGCGGACGCAGCGAUGGAGCAGUGAGAGGUGGGUGGAGAAGAUUUUUGUGACAUUUUUAUUCUUGUUUUUUUUUUUU
Molecule: messenger RNA, 1396 nt
Organism: Culex quinquefasciatus (southern house mosquito)
Lineage: Eukaryota; Metazoa; Arthropoda; Insecta; Diptera; Culicidae
Product: E3 ubiquitin-protein ligase TRIM37
Exons: 3
Coding region: 55-1344 (429 amino acids)
Biological process (GO): protein autoubiquitination; negative regulation of centriole replication
Cellular component (GO): aggresome; peroxisome
Molecular function (GO): tumor necrosis factor receptor binding; ubiquitin protein ligase activity; zinc ion binding
Source: RefSeq, a predicted model, not a curated record